GAGAAGGAGUGAGCAAACACGCAGCAGAGGCAGAAGCGUAAAAUUAGCUCCGCACGACUUGUCAGGAAGUUGAGAAAUUGAUUUUCUAUCGCUAACUAAAGCGUGUCCCUGUGCGGCGGAAUGAACGCACUCUCUCCUUAAUGAGGCGGGGUAUCUGCUCUGGACGCUGGCGGUUCGCUUGAUUGGGUUAACAUGGGUAUGAAUGGCGGGGUUUUAUCUUAAUUUGCGUUGCCACAAAGUAAGGUGUUAUUAUUAUUUUUUUUAGCUAAUUAAGCUUGAGUGCGGUAACAGUACUUUCCUUUGUAUUUCACCCUCUCUGGAUCCUGUUAUCAUGACGCCCGACCUCCUGAACUUCAAAAAGGGAUGGAUGUCAAAACUGGACGAGAGUGGGGAGUGGAAGAAGCAUUGGUUUGUGCUGACUGAUGCAGGACUGAAGUACUACAGAGACUCUGCUGCAGAGGAGAAAGAUGACUCGGAUGGGGAGAUUGACCUGAAAUCCUGUGUCAAUGUGUCAGAGUUUGAUGUGGAGAAGAACUAUGGGUUUCAGAUAAAGACACGGGAGGCUGUAUUCACACUGUCUGCCAUGACGGCUGGGAUCAGGCGGAACUGGAUAGAGUUUUUAAAGAAGUGUAUCUGGCCCAGCAGCUCUCCAGACAUCACACAAUUGCCUGACAGUGAUAAGGAAAACGCCCAUGAUCGCUUUUUGCCGUCUUCUCGUCGGGGAACAUCGCGUCAUGGUGAAGCUCAGUCAGAGGUUCCGACCUCUGCCCCACCUUCUCAUCGUAGGUUUGACUAUGUUGAGCUAUCCCCUGUUCCUGCCUCGUCCAGCCCUCUUCUUGCCAGUCAGAGAGAAGCAGGAGAGGGGCAGGGGAGAGAGCACAACCAGUGGCAGGAGGAGAGGAACACAAGCAGCCAGUGGGAGGCCGUGCUGUCCAGGAAGGGCGGCGGAUCAAACCAGAGGCUACGCAUGGAGGAAGAAAUUGAGAAGAAGUGGGCCGAGUUUGAACAGAUGCCCUUAAAAGAGAUGAGCUCCUUACAGUUUAUGGGAUCACGGCCUUCCAGCCAAACAGCCAAUGAGGCGCUGCAGAGGGAGGUGGCGUCACUGAGGCAUCAGCUGGAGCAACUACAGCGGAAAGGAGGGGAAGGCGGUGGAGGAGGUGUGCGGAUUGGCUGUGGCCCUGAGGCACCCUGCAGCCGCAGCCUGUUGGCCAUGGAGCGCGCUCAUCAGCAGGCCCUGGAAGAGCUCCGGAGGCAGUACGACCGCCAGAUCAAGGAGCUGGAGGCCGAGAAGGACAGGCUGCUGCUGGAGGACGCCCAGGACACAGCACGAGUGAUGGAGGCUUUGAAGAAGAAGCACAAAGAGGAGCUGGAAAGAGAAGUGGAGAAAAUCAAGAGGCUGAGCAGCGGCGCGCUCGACUCGCAGACUCUGCGAGCCCAGCAGCAGGCAGAAGCUCAGGCCUUGCAGAGAGAGCUGGCUGGACUGUCUGAACGCUACUCUCAGAAGUGUCUGGAGCUAAACAGAGCGGAGCAGAACAAUGCUGAGAGAGAACGGGAAAUCAGCCGCAAGGAGAGAGACAUGGAGCACCUGAGGAAGGAGAACCAGGACUUAAAGGCCCGUUUGACAGAGGAGAUGAAGCGUAUACAAUCUGCCAUCAGAGAUCACAGCUCAGAAGGCAACAAAGACAGGAUGCCCUGUGAGCUAGAGGUUCUUCUCAGGGUGAAAGACAACGAGAUACAGUACUUACAAAAAGAGAUCAGCUGUCUAAGGAACGAGCUACAGUUUCUUAACAUGGAAAAACAGCUGGCCUGUAAACGAUACACCGAGAUGCACGAGGAGCUGAGUGGGAUGAAGGGCCGAAAUGAGCGAGAGAUUCAGAGUCUAAAGGAGCACUUGAAGCUGGCUAUGGCUGCUCUGCAGGAGGGGCAAAAGCUGGGGAACAGCCUGGACCACUGAGAGAACGCUUCUGGUACUAAAGCUCUGGCAGACAGUGACAGAUGUGGACUGAUAUUCAACAAUAACCAUCCUUUUUUUUUUUUUUUUUUCUUUCAUUUUGUUUUCAGGAGAAAGAAAGGAUGGUUACCUGUUUUGGUUGCACAGUUUCAGCUGUGUGGAGAUUUUGCCUUAGUUUUCAAUCAAUCUGCCAAUGAGAGCGCAGGAGAGAGGUUUGCCUUCAUUGCUUUCUGUUAGAAAGGUUUUCUAAUGUGUGGUUACAGUUGUGAGAGUGUAUUUUAACCUGAAGUAUAACCCCGUUCCCAAGUAGAUUUAUUUAACCAAGUAUCCAACCAUGCAUAAAACUGUGACUAAAAUCUGAAAAUAAUAUUUAAAAAAGUAAACAAAAUCUACAGUCAAAUCACAUCUGUCCUUGAACCCCAGUCGCCUGUUUGAUCUAUUAAUUUAGUACAACCUGCUACCUCUUUGGACUUUGUUACUACUUAUACCGUGUCACCGAAGCUUCAUAAAGGUCAGAAAGCUCUGAAGACAAACUUCUCCCGCUAGCCUAAAGAGCAGCAUAGAGUAGCCGUUAGCCGGUUACGUUACACUGGGCCACAUAUAAUGUAUAAAACUGCACUUUUAAUGUUUUUUUUAUUUGGCUUUUGCAUUUUUGAGUGCAAGCAGAGUGUGUAUGAGUGCGCAUUGGUCUGAAAAACUGGAAAAUUUUUGAGUAACAUUUAUUUUGUUAUUUUUUAUGUAUUAUUUUUGUAGAUAGUUUUUUUUUUUUUUUUUUUUUUUUUGAUGAGUAUUCUUCUCAUUGCCUCUGUGUGUUGCCUGAGAGGGCAAAGGUCAGAAGAACUGCUGUCAUCUUAGAUUUCUGUAUUACAGCUUUUGAGUCAUGUUUACUUUGUGAAAGUGGCACACAGUUCUUAAGAAAUGGCAAUUUAUUAGUGGGUUUUUUUUGGUUUUUUUUAACUUGGAAGCUUUUGUGCUGAUGUUCUGUUGCAUUUGCGAAUAGAAAAUUCAUAAAAAGUUCUGUUGGGAUUAAAACAGGACAAGACAGCAUCAUUUUUAAUUCCUGGCGAGCUGGAUUGGAAGUUGAUUGGAAGCAAAUUCAGGCUCAGCUUCCUUUAGGAGUGCAUUUAAAAGCUGUUGAAUGAAUGUUGUCCCAUAUCACAGACGUCUCUAAGCCAUGGCUGAGCCUUCAGCCUCUCCUGAUCAUCAUUAGCACACGGUGUGCAGCCACCACAGCAGCAAAUAACAGGUGUUGCAUCAAUGAGCCAGUCUUUUUUUAAAUUGACGGUAUGUAUUGCGAUAAAAGAAUUAUCGCUUUUGAAAACGUGUUCAUAUUUAAUGUACUGUAAAGUUUGUCAUCUUUGUAAAUUAUACACAUUUUUGCAAUCAAUAAAAGAAUUUCAACAGCA
Archocentrus centrarchus (flier cichlid) is the source of this 3357-nucleotide messenger RNA. RefSeq names its product TRIO and F-actin binding protein b (gene triobpb). The coding region runs from base 332 to 1954 and encodes 540 amino acids. Gene Ontology annotation, biological process: positive regulation of substrate adhesion-dependent cell spreading. The transcript has 12 exons. The record is from RefSeq and is a predicted model, not a curated record. Gene Ontology annotation, cellular component: actin cytoskeleton. NCBI's taxonomy places the organism in Eukaryota, Metazoa, Chordata, Actinopteri, Cichliformes, Cichlidae. Gene Ontology annotation, molecular function: actin filament binding.